Nymphaea colorata (pocket water lily) is the source of this 1142-nucleotide messenger RNA. RefSeq lists its product as uncharacterized. The transcript is spliced from 4 exons. The record is from RefSeq and is a predicted model, not a curated record. Lineage: Eukaryota; Viridiplantae; Streptophyta; Magnoliopsida; Nymphaeales; Nymphaeaceae. The coding region runs from base 308 to 1048 and encodes 246 amino acids.
GUCACCCAAAUCUUCCCUGCUCUCUCUCUCUCUUUCAUCCUUCCUCUCCCCUUCUUCCUCCGACAACCACGGUGGCUGCCCCUGCCGAUGAUGGCAGGUUUGCCGAGGCUCUGUCAAGUGGUGCCACCCAGCAGAGUACCGAUGGGUUCACCAGAAACCCUGCUAGGGCUCCACUUUUCCUCCACCCAUAUCGAGUUGAGAGUUUGGGGCAAGUGAUCAAAUUAGUUAUUUUACCUAUAAGGCCACGUUUGAUGCACAUGGAUUUUAGCAUCAGGGUAAAAUUGCCGAUUUUGUACGGCUUUUCGUGAUGCAAUCAAUCGCAGUAAAAAUCUCCUCGCCGAAACCCCUCCUUUACCGUGGAUUUUUUUUUGCCCGUUCGGGCUUUGUCUGUUCUCACGCCGCACGCGAUGGAGCAGCCGGCGAUUCCACCCUGGCUUCUCCAUUUUCAUUUUCGCAGUGGACAGCCUGCGAACUCUCCCUCUCCGUGCAGGGGAACUCACUCUCCGGCGACCACUUGCUUUUCCGGCGACAAAAAGUUCUCCUGCAACGUGCGGCUGAUCCAGGAAGCUUCGGUCAGCUUUCAAGGAUGGGGGUUCUGUUACUGCUGGAAAUGCUUCUGAGAUCAGUUACCUGCAGGCUAUGUCACACGGAUACGGCUGGGAAGGUCAAGUACCGGCGUCGACACGCCGACACGGGGAUCCCGACACGGGGACACCGCAGGAUACGUUUUGGAUCGGGUCUGGGUCAGACCCGAUCCAAACCAACCCGAUUUUCUUUUAAACCGUCGUUUUCUCUUUACGCGACUUUACCCUCCGACAGUCGACUUUCCUUACCUCGACGACUUCCACGGCAGCACAGUUCGGCAAUGGCGGGCGACGGCGACGGCGACAUCUGGUGGCGUCCGGCGGCAGCCGGCGACAGACAGUAUGGCGAGGAAAGGAAAAACAGUGUCUCAGUCUCAACCUACAAGUUGUGGUUCUGGAGGUUCUGGAUCAGCUGCGUCUAUUGCACAGCCACUUUGUUUGAGACUUUCUUGCUUAUGUCUUAGUAGUUAUCACUUUUGAGAUUGGUGAUGAACAAUGUUUUGUUUGAGACUUUCUUUAUUAUCAUUUUUAAUUUUUUUGAAUAUAAUAUUCACCGUA